GGUGUUAGCAGCUAUGCCUGACAAAGGGCUUAAUUAUUAAUUUUCCUGACACUUAAAAAAGAAUAAGAAGAAAAUGGGCAUUUUGACUAGAAAUUAAAUUAAAGGGUGGUCGUUAACCUUUGCAUAAUUGCUACUGUGUUGUUCUAUUCAAAUAUUUUUCUUCUGUGACAAGCGACAAAUGCCACUGUUACGAUUUAAUUGAAUUGAGUGUGCUAAAACGAUUAGCCAUGCCUGUAGCGAUUUGGUCCUGCGAUGUACUAGUUAGACUGGUGUAUCAGCAAAAACAUUCCCCAUUCAAAGUGCAUCGUAUCCUUGUCAAAGGGAGCAAUGAAGGUGAAGGUUAUUUCAAUUUUGGAGGACAACUACAUGUACCUGGUAAUAGACGAACAAAGUAGAGGAGCUAUUGCUAUAGAUCCUGCCGUACCUCAGCGGCUCCUUGAAAUAGUCACAAGGGAAGGAGUAACGCUUACGGCAGUGUUAACUACUCACCAUCACUGGGACCAUGCACGAGGGAAUGAAGCCUUGCUGAAGGAGCUCCCUGACUUGCGUGUAUAUGGAGGAGAUGACCGCAUCGCAGGAUUGACCAACAAAGUCACCAACGGCCAAGAGCUUAAGUUUAAUUCUGUGAAUGUGAGGUGUCUGUUCACCCCUUGCCAUACCUCUGGACAUAUGUGCUAUUUCAUGUGGGAGGAUGACUGCACGGAUUCCCCGGCUGUGUUCACUGGGGACACGCUGUUUGUGGGGGGUUGUGGGAGAUUUUUUGAGGGAACAGCAGAGCAGAUGUACCACAACCUGAUUGAGGUCCUGGGAACUCUGCCUCAUGAUACGAAAAUAUUUUGUGGUCAUGAAUAUACCAUAAAGAACCUGAAGUUUGCGUUGUUGGUGGAACCAGAGAACAAGAGAGUAAAGGAAAUGCUUAGCUGGGCCAGGGCUAGAGAUGAUGACGACAAGCCGACAGUACCAUCAACGUUACUGGAGGAAUUUGAAUACAAUCCAUUUCUCCGUCUCUCUGAGGAGGGUGUGCAGAGGUUCACAGGGAAGAAAGAUCCAAUUGAGGUUCUCCAAGUGCUACGGAAAGAGAAGGACAACUUUAAGAAGCCCAAAGAGAGAGUUCUUCCACAUGCCAUGCUUGCUCUGGAAUGGGGUCUGCUCAGGCCAUGAAAACCUAUAUGGAGCACUGGAUUACUGGGAUCAAGAUAUGUAGGACCAGAGAGUAUUUAAAAUAGUGUUAUAGCCAGAGGUGUCUCAUCAAUCAUAUGAGGGACAGAAAAUGUUAGCAUCUAGGCUAACAGGAAAUGAUGUCAUAGUUUUUACUUUUGAAACCUGUAUGCAUUAACAUACUGUGCACUAAUAAUUGUAUCACUAAUUUUACAGAUUCAUUUUUGUGACACCAAUUUUUGCACCUUUUCACAGGGAAGAAGGAAGCACUUAUUUCAGAUAUGCCUAUUUUAUGCUUGUUUACACACUUAUUUUUGCACGAGUACUUAAAUCAAUGACACUGUAAAUAGUGUACAAAAAAUAAAAUCCAGAUUUUUUUUAAUUUACUGAUGCCUGCUUAGGGAUCAGUAAACCUUU
This is a messenger RNA of Electrophorus electricus (electric eel), 1575 nucleotides long. RefSeq names its product hydroxyacylglutathione hydrolase-like protein. The record is from RefSeq and is a predicted model, not a curated record. Gene Ontology annotation, molecular function: hydroxyacylglutathione hydrolase activity. NCBI's taxonomy places the organism in Eukaryota, Metazoa, Chordata, Actinopteri, Gymnotiformes, Gymnotidae.